AGUUUUGGUCGCGUUAGUGCGUUCUGAGAAUCCGUCUGUGGUGUUUGUGGACAAAAAGUGGACAAAAAACAGAGUAGUGCAAACUUGCUCCCACCUUCUGGUGGACCUCCAACCAAAAUCAAUUUACUCCACAAGUGCAGAGUGUCUGCGUUUCACGAAGCGUCGGGUGUUAACUAUUGGAAUUGCAUUUGAUCUGUCAGAUUGGAAAAAAAGUUUUUCCCCGAAGUGUGUCUCCCGCAUUUGUGCAGUGAUAUUACUGCGUAGUUUGUAGAAAGUGUCUUCAUUUCGCCAUCACUCUUAAGUCAGCCAUUUAUACACAGUCUUUCUGCUGUCCGUGCGAUUAAUUUCCGUUCUUGGAAUAUUUACUUUACGUGUUCAUACUUCCGUGGAACCGUGCAUCUAGAGGAAACCAUGGUGGUGACUUAGUAUUAGCGAGUAAAAGUGAGGAAGCUGUAAAAAGAGAUAAGGAAAAAGAAAUUGGAUUACCAUAUAAAUGCCGUGCUAAGAUAAGAAGGACCACGUUUCCCUCUCAUCCAACUUUCGUCUUGCAACCAGAAAUUUCAAUUUGGUGGAUAUUAUCAGCCCAACGUUCUGAGCAUACGUGAGUGGCUGAUUAACUUUUGCCGUUGUUUGUAAAGUGUGUGUGAACGGAACAGUGGAAAGAGGCGAAUGAUGAAAGAGUGACCAAAGAAGAUUUUUUUCCGACAGUGCUGUGCAUACAAUUUGAAGAGCACAAAAAGGUGUCGAGCAAAAAAGAUCCGACAUACCAGUAAUUUACACGGAAUGGAAGAAAACGAAUCGAGUAUAAAAUGACGUAAAACAUCUUCUAACUUUUGCCGUUUCAAGGCAUGUUGGGUACAACUGGAGGGCGUUUUAUGGGGCCAUCUGGGUCGUCGCAUACACGAGGAAGUAUUUGGCCACCAACCACGGGACGUUCAUUAGAGUUACAAUCAAAUGGUGGCGAAGUUGCGGAAUCCCUAUUUGCAACUGGACGUUACAACACACCACCGCAUAAUUCAACAUUCAUACCAGUUGCACCAUUAGAAUUGGUCGCCAAGAACUUUCACUCGGGAACUGUAGCAUUCAGUCAAGCAAACAGCAGCAUAUUCGUGCAAUCGCAAACAGACUUCCUGAGCACUGGAACGUCAGUGUCAAAGAAGACAUGCAUAGGUCGCUGGGAGCAUGGUUCAUCUGCUGUGGAGCCACUUCAAAUUCAGGUGCCACCAUUGCCUCCCGUGGGGAGCUUCUCCAUUAAGUCUGAAGUCAUCAGUGGUGAAUGUUCACGAAAUCACAAAUCAGAUGGAGUCAGUCACUUUGCUUCCUCCAUGGAAGCUGCUGUCUCCUCACCAUGUGCAGUAUCAUAUAAAUCACUAUCACCAGUAGUUACGACAGUGUCAUCUACCGCAUCUAGCAGUGAUUUAAGUUCCGGCUGUAGUCGUACUUUGCCAAUUUCAUGGACAACAUCCCUAUCAUCUGUCCAUUCGACAUCAUCGUCAUCUGUUGCAUCAGUCCGUGGAGCUUCUAGGCACAUUGGUGCAAGUACUAGCAAUACUUUGGUUCACAUUAAGCGCGAACCUUGUCAAGUGUCCGAAGUAACAACAUCCAACAAUAGUCUGGUCAAAAUUGAAUCAGCAUCACCGAAGAGCACGAUGGACAAUACGGUAACAAGUGGCCAACAUACUGCUGGCGCCAUUCCAGUAGGUAUCGCUGUGGCGAGACAGAGACUACAGGAACAUGUUAAUGCUCAACAACAACCCAAGGACAUAAACCGAUUUGGCAUCGGAUUGACAGACCUAGGUGCCGUCACACCAUCUCUCAGUCAAAAUAUGUUCUUCACAGGAACAAAUUCUAGCAUGAUCCCACUUUCAUCCGAAGCUGUAACAAUGGGUGUAUCCAGUGUGCAAAAUGCAGUGAGAACUCCACCUGCUCUCUGGCAGUAUCCUGCUCCCGUACCCAUGGAAUCCAUGCUACCUAUGCCAAUACCACCUGUUGGGUUUCAAUUAGUCCGAGAUCCGAGUACAGGACAGUUUCUCUUCCUACCAACGACAACCACAAUUGAGAAAAUAUGUAUUUCUUAUCUAGAACCAUUCCAACAAGCUGUGGUGUGGCCCUCGUACUCGCAAACUGCGGCCAUUCAACCACCCCAUGUUCUCAUACCACCGAUAGCUCAGCCCAUGCAUCAGCCACCCCCGCUGGCACCAUUGCAGCUUAUCGGCUCAGACUACUUGGCAGCAAGCACCACCCUUCACCAGCACACUCAAACGCAUAGUACAAGGCUGGUUGCGCUCACAUCUGAUCCGGUGAAGAGGAAGGCUGGGGUAAACCAUCCACCACAGGGCAUCCCACUUCCGAUUCCGUCUCAUACGCUCAUAAAAAUUGAAGAUUGCGCGGGAACUAGUACCAGUUGCUCAAGCGCUUCUACUGCUCCUUUUGAUCCCGCUGUCUUUGACGCCUCUUCGAACAAAUCGACAGCUCUUCACACCUCUUCCGUUGGAACCGAAUUGACUCCCAGUCUUUCUCAACUGUACUAUCCAUCGAACAAUCUUGUCCAAAUUGCGUCUGCAAGCGCCUCUACCGACGACUGUCGGACAAAUAUACCACAGAUGAUAACGCCUCCACCUUCUGCGGUUUGUCUCACACCAAUUGAGGAAGAACCUCUUCAGCUGGUUAACGUACCUCCGGAAUUAGACGAACCACAGUGUACAGUGCCCGAAGUUCAGGAUGCAAACAUCCAGACCGAUACUCCAGUGAUGAGUGAAGAUGACAACACGUCUGGCGGAGAUGAUUGUCCCUUAAUAGUAAGCACAACCACUAGCGAAAAUCCUAAGGAAUCUAUCGUGUGUCAUACAAUCACCGAGGGCUUAACCAACGGCCGUUUGUCUAUUUUUGAAGACACUGUUCUGCCCCCAAAAGACAGCCUGGAAAUGGUGUCUAUACCGGCAGAUAAUACUUCCUUGGCAGUUAUGCAAAAUGAUAGUGAGACAUCCAAGAAUGCAUCUGGAACAACAUCUAUGACUCCUGUGGACCUAAGCGGUCUAGAGUUACUUUCAAACUCUAUAGAAGCAUUCGAAAAAAAGACAUUGAAAAUUAAGAAGGAACCCAUAAGUGCAGAAACAUCUCCUAAGACAAUUCCUCCCACAAUAUCACCAACAGAUGUCAGCAAUGUAGAAAGAGAGGAAUCAUUCGAUGGACUCAAUCUACUGUGUGCUUUGGCAGAGCAAAGACUCGAGGAGGUGGGAAAGCGCCGCAAGUCGAGUUCAGACGAUUCACGGAAACGAAAAUCUCAAAAACACUCCAAUGACAACAAUAGAUCUCGACGACGAUCAAUGCACGAGAAGGACUGCAAUGAAAAAUCAUAUAAAAAGCGAAAACUGGAGUCUGAUGAGACAGAACGAGAUGAAGAAGAAGAUGGGGAAAAUAGUAGUACUUUGAGAAAGGACAUAAAAGAAACUUUAAACCGUGUGAAGGCAAAGUAUACAAGACUAUCUUGCAAACAGUCCGAUGAAGAUCAUCAGCAUACACCUGAGUGCAGAGGAAAAAUCAUAUGGCCAUCAAAUGCAGAACUUUUGCAUGCGAUGGAGGAUGAUAUGCUAAACCGUUUGCAGGACAUCACACGAAAGUGUGAAGAAAAACGUAGAGAGUUGGACAAAAUAGAAAAGCUUAAUCCAGUUCUCAGAAAUCUGCACCAAAACAAAAUUCUUUCUGAUGGUGAAAUAACACCACCUAGAAUUGCAACUCCUUUGUCGUCUGACAGCAAGUCCAGAAACUCAUUUAUAGGUACACCUAUGGUGGUAUUAUCUCCAAGUUUUUCAUCUUCUCAGUCAGAAAGCACUCUGAUUGAGCUUCCUAAGCUUUCCAGUGACACCGAAUCUAGCAAGUUUGAAGAUGUGGAGACUAACUACAUUGAGAAGCUCUCCAAAAGGAAAGGUGGAAUACCGAGAAAACACGAUGACGCUGCUGAGACCGAGACAAUAGUAGCAAAGAAGCCGAAAAGCCUCGUAGGAUAUAUCUUGGCAUCAAAGAAUCGAGUUAGUAAUAAGAAUAUUAAGGGACUGAGGUACAAAAGUAAUGACUCCACAGAUGCCAACAAUCUCAAAAGCAAUACUGACAGUACGGGAUUCUCUACGACUGAUGAGGACAGUUCUGGAAAAGUACCUCUUCGUCUAAAGAUGGAAUCAAUAUAUGUUAAGCAAGAAACAGAUAUUCUUGAGGACGACAGUUCUAAACGAUCCGACUCUUCGGCACAAGGCAGUGAAACUGGCACUCCGUCACCAGAACGAAAAUCUCAUCACAAAUCCAAGCACCAUUCUAAGCAUAAGAAGACAUCUCGAAGCAAAGACCGAAAGCACAGGCGAUCAUCAGAGUUGAGAGAGCGCAAGCGAAGAAUUGAUACCAAAUGUCUCCUCACAGGAGAACAUUUGGAUAAGGCAAAUACUCGCGUUCUUACAGCCAUGGGUGGACUUUUCUACGCUGGUUGUUUAAAUCCUAUAAAGCCACCUGACAUAUAUGCUGUGACUCUAGAUGGCGAACGAGGCAAUCGCCCUCAUAUCAUGUCGCGCGAAGAAAUUCUUCGUGAUGCAAUCCUUGAGGUAGCUCCUGAAGCCACCAGUGACGUACAGACAGGAACACGCCUUUGCGCAUACUGGAGCCAACAAUAUCGAUGUCUCUAUCCUGGAACUGCAGCUGAACCAGGAACUCCUGACUCCAUUAUUGAUAGAAAAUUUGUGAGCGUAGAGUUUGACGAUGGAGACAGUGGAAGAAUUGCCCUAGAAGAUAUUCGUUUUCUAUUAAGUGAUUAUCCUAUUGUUGAAUAUGAUCGCAAUCCAUUGCUGUCGCUUGGUAAGAGGAAACGAAGCACAGGACACAGUAAUCAGGACCGUGAUGGAAGUCAUCACAGUACAGGAAUAUCUACUCUAAGUACAAAUAACCUUAAAAUCUCGCAGAGAGGUUUGGCUAGUAGUAGUAGCAAGUCUUGUAAGGAAGUUGAAAGGGAACGAAAGCGCCUAAAAAAGCUUCGUAAGAAUAAACUGAAGCGUUUAUCAUCAGAAACAAAUCAAGAUGAGGAACGUAAGCACCGCCGGAAAUACAAAUGUGUUGAUGAAAUCUGCAAACAUCGUAAGCACAAAAAGCGAAGAAAGCAUAAGAAACACCACCAUAGAGAUACUGAGCACUCAUCUCCAAACGAAGAUGAUGGUAUGGCAUUACGUGAGGAGAACAGUAUAUCGCCCACAACUUCAGUUGAUAUAUUGGUGACAAAGAGCAUCAGCGCCAAUUCCAAGCUGGAAAAAUUCAAUCCAAUGAUCAAAGAAGAAACCAUGACUGAAGAAGAGGUUGCCUCGUCGGUGACCGAAAGUUCUGUCUCUAUUUAUGAACCGGGCAGGAAGAAAGAACGGCAAGAUUCAAUGGAGCCAAAUAAGAGUAAAAUAGCAGCUUUUCUUCCAGCACGCCAACUGUGGACUUGGGUAGGCAAGGGUUAUAGACGAACAUGCGCCAAAGGCCGUGUAAAGAAGCAAUUUUUCAAAACAAUUCAGCGCGGAAAGGAGUCUAUUCACGUGGGCGAUAGUGCUGUUUUUCUCUCUACUGGUCGUCCAGACCGACCCUAUAUCGGCCGUAUCGAAUCUAUGUGGGAGACCUCAGCUAGCAACAUGGUAGUGCGUGUAAAAUGGUUUUAUCAUCCUGAAGAAACCGAAGGAUGCCCUAAUCUGAAAUAUCCCGGCGCGCUUUUCGAAUCACCGCAUGAAGAUGAAAAUGACGUUCAAACUAUUUCCCAUAAAUGCGAAGUAUUAUCUAUUACGGGUUUCAACAAAAAAUACGGAAGUGACCCAAAACAUUAUCAGUUCAUUUACGACAACAAUGACACAUACUAUUUGGCUGGAUAUUAUGAUCCCACUGCGCUUACCAUGAAGAUGCAGCCAGACAUCCCUGUUCUGACUUCAAGUGAUAAAUCAUGCAAAUAAUUCGACUGCUUCGUUGCAAGGAGAAAAUCGUAUGUAUUGCUAGAUUUAAGAAAAUAUGAUUUUCAGAGUAUCCACAGGGUUUUUUUUAAAUAUGGGAAUAUUGUAGGAACAUAGCAAAUGAAUUUUUGCUACAUGAUUAUAGAUGAAAAAUGAGAUAUUUUUUAGAAUAAUAAUGUAUGUACAUUAUUAUUCUACUAUAGUGUACAACUAUAUAAUGUACACUAUUUAGUUAAUAUAUUAGGGCACAAAAUAAAUUAAAGUUGAGUGCAAUUUUAUAAGAAGAUUGGAAAAAGUAUUGUAUGUAAUAUACUUUUUUAAGAUAUAUAAGGUAAGAUUGAUAUCUGAUGUCACAGACUAAUUAGGGGACUGUCAUGCAAUAUUAUUAUAUUGAAUUGUAUUCAAUUAGUAUCUAUAAAUUAAAAUCAUUUAUUUUCUUUGCGAAAUUUCUUUCCUCAACACGCAUAUAAUAAUGAAUUUCAAGGUGAUACUCAUUUGGUGCUAUUAAUUUCAUAUUUUUGGAUAUACCUACUUAAUAUGCUUUUAGUCUUUCGUUUAUUCAACAUACCUUUAUUUACCUGUUGAAGUCCAUUAGCGGAGAAUCAAAAGAAACAAAUACUUUAAACGUGACAUUACAACACACAUAUUUAUGUGUAUUGUAUAAUAUAUUUUUUAACUAGUUAUACCGUCUUGUAAUCAAGUUUGAUAUAAAUAAUUUUGUAUUUCUACAAUUGCUAUAGAUAAAAAAUGUAUGCUUUUUAAUAUUGUGUACGUAUCUUUUCAGUAAUUUUUUGUAGUGUGUUUUAAAGUAUAAAUAUUUACCGCUUAAAUAGAAAUACACUAAAGAACAAAUUUAUUCUUCUAUGAAUAUUUCCGUACACUCAGCAAAUAUUAACAACAAAAAAACAAGGAACGACUUUAAGAAAUAUUUUAAAAUUUACCAUAAAAUAUGUAAUCGAAAUAAUAAGUAAAAUGUAAGUAAUCAUUUAAUUGUAUCAAAUGCAGUUAUGAGAAAACAUAUUGAUCUAUCACCCACUUAAUUUGAAAAUAAGAGUGAAAACUUUUUUGUAACUUUUAACUGAUACAAAAACUAUUAUAGCAUAAAAUUAUCUAGCACAAGAAAUAAUAUUGAUGACAAAAAAAUAUUAUAAAGAUUACAGAUUUAUAGGAUUAUGAUUAGGUAUUCAGACAAAUAAAAUUUUAUUUUGAACUGUUAGCGUACCAAACUUAACGAAAUAAGGAAAUUUUUCCUAGAAGUAUCUUUUUCGUAGAUAUAUCGACCCUGAGAAAAUUCUAGUUUUUUAAAAAUCAAAUAAAUAUUAGCGUAUACAAAAAUAAAGACGUGUAUAAAUAAUGGAUUUUUGUUUUGAGUACCAAAUAUUCCAUUUUUGGUUAGUUUAAAAUUCAGAUAGAUUCAUAGAAAGGUCUUAAUGGAGAUAAUGCACUAGUAUACCACCAGUCUCUUGAUACAUUUAUAUUAAAACUACA
This is a messenger RNA of Phlebotomus argentipes, 7442 nucleotides long. RefSeq names its product protein winged eye (gene wge). The record is from RefSeq and is a predicted model, not a curated record. Gene Ontology annotation, molecular function: chromatin binding. Bases 849 to 5957 code for a protein of 1702 amino acids. The transcript is spliced from 15 exons. NCBI's taxonomy places the organism in Eukaryota, Metazoa, Arthropoda, Insecta, Diptera, Psychodidae.